Molecule: messenger RNA, 3476 nt
Organism: Nicrophorus vespilloides
Lineage: Eukaryota; Metazoa; Arthropoda; Insecta; Coleoptera; Silphidae
Gene: Ncc69
Product: solute carrier family 12 member 2
Exons: 15
Coding region: 253-3417 (1054 amino acids)
Biological process (GO): sodium ion homeostasis; chloride ion homeostasis; chloride transmembrane transport
Cellular component (GO): membrane
Molecular function (GO): sodium:potassium:chloride symporter activity
Source: RefSeq, a predicted model, not a curated record
AGGGAGAGGAGAUAGUUCGACUCCGGGCGUUGUGUGGAGCGCAACUCGAAGCCAGAACGUAGCGACAACGUGCAGUGCGAGUGUGGCGUGUGUGCUGGCUGUUUGUAUGCAUGUUGUACACAUAGAUAGAAUUUAGAGGCAAACGGAGUGGUAGUAAACGACGGCACGAGGAAGAGGAUUAUGUUGUUGGAGCAACAAUACCAUCAGUGAUUAUUGACUUUAUCCGUUAUUUUUGCGUCGGAAUUUGAAAGUAUGUCCGUGGUCGGCGGCGGAGGCAAGAACGGUGAUCUGGUGCGGAAGAGCCAGGAGGGUCUGGAGAUGGACGCCAUCGCCGGAGACGAGAAACGCACCAGGUUCCAGGUGAACAGGGUGCGCAACGAGACGCCCGACGACACCGUCGUCAUCAACGUCAACGAUGACAAUGUGGAGGAUAACGAGAACCUCCUCACCGUCACGGACAGGACGCGCCUCAACUCCGACACCUACGACACCAAAUACGUUAAGAGCUUCAGGCACUUGACCAGAGAGGCGUUACCUAGGUUGGACAACUACAGGAACAUCUUGUCUUUGCAGGCGGCAAACAGGCCAACGCUCGACGAGCUGCACAACGCAACCCUGCCGAAUAAAGGCCAACAGAAUCCGGCGCACGGCCUCAACGGUAAGGACGAAGGUGCACAGGUGAAAUUCGGUUGGAUCCAAGGUGUCCUGGUGCGAUGCCUCCUGAAUAUUUGGGGCGUGAUGCUCUUCCUCCGACUCUCCUGGGUCGUCGCCCAAGCAGGAGUUGGACAAGCGAUUUUAUUAAUUUUAACUACGACGGCUGUGACCACCAUAACUUCCCUAUCGAUGUCCGCCAUCAGCACGAACGGCGUGAUCAAAGGCGGUGGUACAUACUACAUGAUUUCGAGAAGUUUAGGACCCGAAUUCGGCGGAUCCAUCGGUCUGAUCUUCUCGAUGGCGAACGCCGUCGCUUGCGCUAUGUACGUGGUAGGCUUCUGCGAGUCCAUCAUGGAUCUGCUAAAGUCCUUCGGCUUAUUCAUCGUCGACGGCGGAGUUCAGGAUGUGCGGAUCAUCGGUUCGAUCACUAUAAUCAUUCUGUUGGUCAUCGUUGUCGUCGGAAUGGAAUGGGAAGCCAAGGCCCAGAUGGGUCUGCUGGUGAUUCUGCUUAUAGCCAUAGUGGAUUUCAUGGUGGGCAGCGUUAUUCCACCCUCCGAUGAGGCUCACGCCAAAGGAUUCGUGGGAUACAACCUGACGGUGUUUAUGGAAAAUAUAGAGCCCGAUUAUCGCGUCGACGAGAACGGCGUGACUCACAACUUCUUCUCGGUCUUCGCCAUCUUCUUCCCAGCAGCUACAGGGAUUCUGGCCGGAGCAAACAUCUCUGGAGAUCUUCGCGAUCCACAAAGUGCUAUUCCCAAGGGAACGAUUCUAGCCAUCGCCGUUACCACUUUCAGCUAUAUAGUUAUGGCAAUAGUGUGUGGCUUUACAGUGGUAAGAGAUGCAACUGGAAAUAUUGAAGAUUUCUUCAAUGGCACGUUUAGGGAUUGCGCUCCUGGGGAGUGUCUGUACGGUAGUCAAAAUAGUUUCCAGGUCAUCGAGUUAGUGUCAUGGAUUGGGCCAAUUAUAUAUGCUGGCUGUUUCGCAGCUACCUUGUCUUCCGCCUUGGCCUCUCUGGUUUCAGCCCCAAAGGUCUUCCAAGCGCUCUGCAAAGAUAAACUGUAUCCGAAAAUCGAAUGGUUCGCCAAAGGGUACGGCCAAAACAACGAACCCGUCCGCGGCUACAUACUCACCUUCAUCAUCGCAGUCGCCUUCAUCUUAAUAGGUGAACUGAACUUGAUCGCUCCAUUGAUUUCGAAUUUCUUCUUGGCCGCGUACACCCUGAUCAACUUCUCCACAUUCCAUGCGUCUCUCGCCAAACCAGUCGGCUGGAGACCUACGUUCAAGUAUUAUAAUAUGUGGUUGAGCUUGCUCGGCUCCAUCCUAUGCGUCCUCGUCAUGUUCUUAAUCUCGUGGUGGACGGCCUUACUCACUCUGGCCGUGGUUUUAGCUCUGUAUUUGAUUGUAGCGUACAGAAAACCAGAUGUAAAUUGGGGCUCUACUACUCAAGCUCAGAUAUACAAGAAUGCCCUGCAGACCGUCCAUCAACUCAACAACGUGGAGGAACACGUUAAGAAUUAUAGGCCUCAAAUAUUGGUGCUGUCGGGAAUGCCGAGCGCCCGUCCAUCUCUGGUCGACUUUGCCAACAUGAUUACGAAGAAUAUCUCUUUGUUGGUGUGCGGCCACAUCAACACGAGCGUGUUGCAUCAAAGGGUCCGAAGCAUAUCUCACGACAAAGCUCUGUCUUGGCUCAAGACGCACAAGCUGAAAGCUUUUUACAUGCAAGUCGAUGGAUGCACCUUCGAGGAGGGCAGCAGUGCUCUACUGAAGGCAUGCGGUAUCGGUAAAUUGCGUCCGAACAUCCUGCUCGUAGGUCACAAAUCUGACUGGCAGAAAUGCAGCAGGGACGAUUUGAAUUCGUACUUUGAAGUCUUGCACAAUGCCUUGGAUCUUCACAUGGGUGUCGGCAUUCUGAGGUUACAGACCGGCUUGGACUUUAGCCAGCAGAUGGAGGACGAGCAGAAUAACGGCUCUUCAAUUCCAAGGAAUCAAUCUUACAGUCACUUAUCGCAAGGUAGCAGCUGCAGCGAUGUAUCAGUACCAGCGACUCCUCUGUCUAGGAGCAAAGAUGGUGCGAUCAGCAGUAGUCCUAACGCCGAAGAGGAGUCGCUGAAGAAGAAAAAGAUCAUCUACGAUGGUCCAGACGCCACCGAAGAGUUGCCCAAGGAAAUCUUGAGUCAGAUGUUCCAAUUCCAGAAGAAGCAGAAGAGAGGCGGAACCAUCGAUGUAUGGUGGUUAUACGAUGACGGAGGUUUAACUCUGUUAUUGCCGUACAUCAUAUCGACCCGUCGCAAUUGGAGCAACUGCAAAUUGAGGGUAUUCGCGCUGGCAAACAAGAGAGACGAAUUGGAGUUCGAACACCGCAACAUGGCCAGUCUUUUGGCCAAGUUCCGUAUAGAUUAUUCAGAUCUUCAAGUCGUCCCAGACAUCACCAGCAAACCGGCCGAGCAGACGCAGCAGUUCUUCGAUUCCCUCAUUGCCGAUUUCCGCGUGCAAACAAACAAAGAGGAUCCUGAUUCUGUUGAAAUAUCGGAUGCCGAGCUGCUGGCCGUGAAGGAUAAAACCAACAGACAUCUGCGUCUGAGGGAGCUCAUGCUGGAGCAUUCGCACGAAGCCAAUCUGGUGGUGAUGACUCUGCCGAUGCCCAGGAAGAACAUUGUUUCGGCGCCGCUCUACUUGGCCUGGCUGGAGCUUCUGACCAGAGACAUGCCUCCGAUUCUUCUGGUGCGCGGCAAUCAAACCUCCGUCCUGACUUUCUAUUCAUAAUUUUUAUCACAGAAACACACACACACCUUCCUCACAUAUAAUACGUACAUACAUACAAA